Phaedon cochleariae (mustard beetle) is the source of this 675-nucleotide messenger RNA. Lineage: Eukaryota; Metazoa; Arthropoda; Insecta; Coleoptera; Chrysomelidae. The record is from the annotation of a GenBank genome assembly.
AUGUGGAAUAGGACCUGCUACAAGAAGAUCGAAACUGCUAGAGAGGCUAUUCCAGUGGAUCAUAUGAAUGCUGGAGAUUCCACAAGAAAAGAGGAUACCGACGAUGUUGAUGCAUAUCAUAGUAGAUUUAUCAAUAGAAAAAUAGGAGACAAUUUCGUUGCGAAAGUUUUCGAAGGCAUAAAAUCAAGGCGCACCAAAUGUUUGAAUUGCCAAUGCGUAACAAAAUGCAAAAAACCAUUCUUCGACAUCCAGGUUCUCAACGACGACGUCAGGCAACCAGAAAGUAAACACCUAACUGCCUACCCCUCUAGAUUUGCGUUUUUUUUGUGUAAAAUGCUGCAAGAUGAAAAAAAAAACGAGCUGGUGCCGCACCGUUACAAACAGUGUUGCGUCAUAAUGCACUCGGGCUGCACCAUGGCCUCAGGCUACUACAUCGCCUAUAUGUACCAAAACGUUCUUGUGCAAACCGCCAACGAUAACUCCGUGAAAGAAAAAAUAAGGCAGCCCGAAAAAAACCUCUCCUUCUCCUCCUCCUCCUCCGAGGGCGAAGACAUGUGGCUGGAGUGCAACGAUGGAAACAUCAAACCGAUCUCCACAAAGGAGUUUGUGGACUCGUUGGGCUUCCAGCCAAACUCCUCGUCGGAGUCCUUUCUGCUGUUCUACACGAGUUUGUGA